This is a messenger RNA of Saccostrea cuccullata (small rock oyster), 1137 nucleotides long. Its product is annotated as DAZ-associated protein 2-like. The record is from RefSeq and is a predicted model, not a curated record. Bases 60 to 509 code for a protein of 149 amino acids. Lineage: Eukaryota; Metazoa; Mollusca; Bivalvia; Ostreida; Ostreidae. The transcript has 5 exons.
GUAAACAAAGAGUAUUUAUAGACGAAACAACGACAGCGAAGCCAUUAUUAGGAAGAACAAUGUCAGGAAAAGGAUAUCCAACUCAAUCUCGCCCUUACCCGGUGCAAGAAAACAACAUUCAGUUCGCCUACCCCCAGACCCAACCAUGGCAACCAUCUGCACCACCUAUGUAUGGUUCCCCCAAUGAAGCCCCUCCCCCCUACAGCUACCAACCUCCCCCACAGCAGUACCAGAUGCCGGCAGGGUACCAGGCAUAUCCCCAAGCACAGAAUGUACAGUUUGCAGCGCCUGGUGGCAUGGUCAGUAACGGACAGGUCGCCAUGGCUUCCUUCGACUCAGGAGCAAGAUUUGAUGGCGUUUCCCAACCAAGAAUACCUCCCCCACCCCCCGGGUGCAUGCCUACAUCAGCCCAGCAGGCCGUGAUGCAGGGUCGGCCAGUUGUGGCCCAGCAACAGAAGGCAGGCUGGUUCUCAGGAAGUGGAGGGGGGUACACGUGGGGAGGAUUGUAAACAGAACACCUCACUGAAGGGCAGUAACUGUAGAGAGACCCGCGUCAUCCUAAAUCUUCUCUCACCUUCUUGUAGGAAUCCUCUGUGUAAAAUGUGUUUCAGUUUCACAUAUUCUGAUAGAGAGCAAGGAGAAUAGAUAGAGUUUUCCAUUCCUAGUUAUUGAAAAUAAUGACUUGUUGUCCAUUGAACAUUGUUAAUAAGUGAAAUUCAGAGUGAUGAUUUAAUACAGAACCAAAGUUUUAUUUGGUUUUAAGGGCCAUGUUUUUAUGAUUAUUGAACAUGCACAACUACUUGGAUAUUUCUUCUGAAUUGACCAAUUUCAAUAUGGUUAGUUGAACUGAAAAAUUUGAUUCAUUUCUUUCUUUUUAAAAAUAAAAUUUAAGGAAUUAUUUUAAGACUCGUUGAUUUUUUUUGUUAACUUUUACAUCAUGUUUAAAUUAUGAUUAUAUGUAUAUAUUUUUCAUAAUCAGCAUCUUUAUUCAUCAUACCUGUACAUGUAAAAUUUUCAUUGUUACUGUUACACUGUUUAUACGUGUUUCUUUAAUCUAAAAGACUGUGAUGUUAUGUAAAUAUUUAAACAUCCUAAUAUUUAUAGUUAUUUUGUAAAUAAAUGAUGUUAAAACUUUCA